AUGAUUUCCAACCAAACCAUCCCCACCACAACGGGGCCGUUGUCCACGACGGACACGGCCAUGUUGGAGGUCCUAGUCCCUGGCUAUGGCUUCAUGUCGCGCAUAUUGAUGUCAUACCUCAAUUUUGAUGUCAGCUCAUACCUGCAACUUCUAGUUGGACUGGCCGUCUUUGGCGCAAGUGCUCGAUACACUUUAUUUAUCAUUUGGGCGCACUUCAAUGAGUUGUUCGUAUCAAGAGCUGAGAUUCGUCUGGACGAUGAGACAUUCCAUUAUUUAAUGUUCUGGAUCUCACGUCAACCGCAUAUGAAAAACACAAAUCGCUUCGUCGCAGGCAUCAGAACCAACAGUUACUGGAGCGACAGCGACUCAGACGACGAGGACCUCGCAAGAGACGAAGACGACGAAGGCGAUACUCUCGACGGCGAGAAAGACGCAUCAUUCGAUUCGUACUGGGCCAAGGUCACCACCCGGGACAAGUACAAGAAGAUGCAAUUUACCCCUUCUGAAGGGUGCCAUUACUUCUGGUACAAGAACCGUCCUCUCAUGCUCGAGCGCGUAAACCGGGACGGCGGUACCUGGUAUGUAAUGAACAACGAGCGGAUCUUCCUAUCGUGUCUCGGUCGGAACCCGGAGAUUUUGAAAAGCCUGCUAUCCGAGGCGCAGCAGGCAUAUGUCGAGCGCGACAAGAACCGAACGGUAAUCUACCGCGGGUCGCGGAUUAACGCCGGCCAGUCUUUCAACUGGUAUCGGUGUAUGGCCCGACAACCGCGUCCUCUUUCUACUGUUAUUCUUGACCAAGAACAGAAACAUGAUUUCCUGGAUGAUAUUAAGGAAUAUCUACACCCUCGCACGCGACGCUGGUAUACCAACCGUGGAAUCCCGUAUCGACGUGGAUACCUUCUACACGGUCCUCCAGGAACCGGCAAGACGAGUCUGUGCUUUGCAGCGGCCGGACUCCUUGGAUUGAAGCUCUAUGUACUUGAUCUGAAUUCCACGGCCUUGAACGAGGAGAGUUUGUCAUCACUGUUCGCGGAACUACCCCGUCGAUGCAUUGUCCUACUUGAAGAUGUCGAUUCAGCAGGUAUUACAAAGACCCGGGCUGCUGCACCUUCUGCACCUACACCUACUUCAGAUACCCCCAGGGACGAUGCUACCGCCAAGGCCGGCACCGCCGAAGCGGAAAGUGCAGCCGCCAAAGAGGAAGACAAGAAAGGCGGAAUCACACUUUCAGGGCUUCUGAAUGUGAUUGAUGGUGUUGCCGCCAGUGAAGGCCGCAUCCUCAUUAUGACUACUAAUCACGUGGACAAGCUUGAUCCAGCUCUCCUCCGCCCUGGACGUGUGGACAUGAAAAUUGUCUUCGGCUACACAAGCGAAGCAGAUAUCAAGGAGCUCUUUACCUCAAUCUACGCGACGAUGGACAACGACAUGGCCCGUAGCGCCCCAACAAUCCACAUGAAUGGUAGCAAUGGCUCGGUGAAGCCGCCAACUACCAUUGCUAACAUCGCCAAGACAAAUGGCGAGAUUGUCCACAAGGCCGUUAAGAGUAACGGCGAAGUGGACAAGAGAAAGGAAAAAGACCUGCAGCUUCAAGUAUCCCUCCGAUCCAACAUCUCCGAUUUGGCAUCUCGGUUUGCUGCUAUUAUUCCGAGUGGCGAGUUUACAGCUGCGGAGAUUCAGGGAUACCUCCUCAAUUACAAGGAGACUCCCGAGGUAGCCAUUGAGGGUGCAGCGGAGUGGGUGCAAACGGCGCGGGAUAAGAAGCGUGCCAAAGAUGGGGAGGUAGAAGGAGAGGCAAAGACACAGACAGAGGAUGAGGAUAAAGCAUAG
Messenger RNA from Penicillium griseofulvum, 1827 nucleotides. RefSeq names its product BCS1 and AAA domain-containing protein. The record is from RefSeq and is a predicted model, not a curated record. Gene Ontology annotation, biological process: mitochondrial respiratory chain complex III assembly; protein insertion into mitochondrial inner membrane from matrix. Gene Ontology annotation, cellular component: mitochondrial inner membrane. Bases 1 to 1827 code for a protein of 608 amino acids. The transcript has a single exon. Lineage: Eukaryota; Fungi; Ascomycota; Eurotiomycetes; Eurotiales; Aspergillaceae. Gene Ontology annotation, molecular function: ATP binding; ATP hydrolysis activity.